AUGAUUAAACAACAGCAACCACAACAACUUAAGACACAAAGCACCCCAGUCCUUCAAACCGUUACAUACGCCACAUAUGCAUAUAAUUCAAAGACGGCAGAACAAACGCAAAGGUUGAAAUAUGGAGAUUUGGAGAUAGUAUUGAAAAAUGACCAUUUCGAAUUCGUUUGCAAAGGUGGUGCAGUGAUAUCAAAUAUAAAAGAAAUUUUAUUUAUGAAUUCAAAAAUUAAAGGAAUAACGGAUGAUAUAACAUCAAUUCCACCAGAAGAACAGAGAUAUUACGCAUUAAAUGCAUUUCCUAAAGUUUUGAAGAUUGGAAGAUUUAAUUUAAAUGAGAAAUUCAUAGAAGGUUUCCUAAAUGACAUAAUGAAGAAAGCAGAUAAAACUUAUGUUAACGAUGAGUUAGAGAAGAAAGCGGAUAAGGAAUAUGUGGCUAGUAAGUUAGAGAAGAAAGCAAAUUUGGUUUAUGUUGAUGAAAAAGAUAAUGAAAUUAAAGAAAUGGUUGAAUGGUAUCAUGAAUGGACAUCGAAGAUUUUUAAAACUAAAACUGAUACAGGAUGGGUUUCAGGAUGUUUAGACCUUAAAGCGGAUAAAACUUAUGUUAACGAUGAGUUAGAGAAGAAAGCGGAUAAAGAACAUACACAUAACUUCUUCUCAACUGUUGCUAUAGAAAGUAUUGAAGGAACGGUUGAGGGAAGUGGUGGGGAUGCAUUAUAUUAUAAACCUCCUAACUUUCCACAAGGUUUAACAUCGGAUGAAAACAUAACAACGAAUAAAAAAAUUAAGUGUAAAAAUGUUUAUAUCAUGAAGGAUGAAAAUAAUGUUAAAUUCACUGUUCAAGAUUUAUAUGAUAAGAAGGCAGAUAAAACUUAUGUUAACGAAAUAUACCAAAGUUUGAAAGGAACAACAAAAAAUAUUGAAACUAUUGUUGGCGACUUUUCUGUCAAUGAAGAAAAUAAAUAUUUUAGAUGGCAGUUUGUACAGUCCUUAAAAAAUGGUAUACGGUGGAAACUCAUUCCGAAAAAUAACAAUGAAAUGUAUGUAAGCUAUAAAAAGAAUGAUGGUGCACAAGUUAAAGUUCCAUUAGACAACAACUGCUACUUAAACUUAUAUGAAGACGAACAAAAGGAAUAUUUAAGAGUUUAUGAAAUGGCAGAUAUGACAUUGCCUGACCCAGCUCCAGCACCAUAUUAUUAUGACUAUGGAGAUGACGACAGAACACCGCAUGUAGAUGAACAAAAGCUAACAUUAUAUUUAGAUUAUUAUAGAUAUAAAAGAUAUAAUGCAAUAGAAAAAACGAGAAUAGUAUAUUAUUAUACAGAUGACAGAAAUAAAUAUUAUAGUCAAGACUUUACCUACCCUGAAAACAUAAGAUUAUAUUAUAAAAAAUAUUCCGACACAAACCAGAAGAAACCUGAAAUAGUUGCAUUAUAUUUUAAGUUCAAAAGAGACAAUCCUAUAAUAUCUCAUAUGUUUGAUUUAAUGAACCCAGUAGGUUCUAUUUAUACAUCUAUGGAUGCAAAAGGUCCUCAAGUAAUGUUUGGUGUUGGUGCAUGGGAACAAAUAGUCGACAGGUUUUUGUAUUGUGCAAACUCUUCAAAGGAAACAGGAGGUUCGAAGAAAAUUAAAGAAGCAAACCUUCCACCACACACUCAUACAGGAACUACAAACUUUUCUGGCGACCAUAGACACUCAUUAAGAGAUCACCCAUUAUACAACUCAGAGUAUGAAGCUGGCAAUGACGUUUUAUCUCCAGAUUAUAACCAUUCAACAAAAAAGACUUUUCGACAAACUGAACCGGGAGGAAAUCAUUCACAUACUUUCACAACAAAUCCAACAGGCUCGGGUGAAGAUUAUAUGCCACCAUUUAUGACUGUAUUCGCAUGGUAUAGAGUUCAUUGA
Molecule: messenger RNA, 1902 nt
Organism: Trichomonas vaginalis G3
Lineage: Eukaryota; Parabasalia; Trichomonadida; Trichomonadidae
Product: phage tail repeat-like family
Exons: 1
Coding region: 1-1902 (633 amino acids)
Source: RefSeq, a predicted model, not a curated record